This is a messenger RNA of Pteronotus mesoamericanus, 1349 nucleotides long. RefSeq names its product chitinase domain containing 1 (gene CHID1). Bases 113 to 1294 code for a protein of 393 amino acids. The transcript is spliced from 13 exons. Gene Ontology annotation, biological process: carbohydrate metabolic process. The record is from RefSeq and is a predicted model, not a curated record. NCBI's taxonomy places the organism in Eukaryota, Metazoa, Chordata, Mammalia, Chiroptera, Mormoopidae. Gene Ontology annotation, cellular component: endomembrane system. Gene Ontology annotation, molecular function: chitin binding; oligosaccharide binding.
UCCGGCGGCGCUGGGUAGCGUCUUCCGGCCGUGCACGAGGGUGGUCCGGCCGGCCACCGGGACAUGAAGGCCCCGGACCCCGCGGUUGGACCCCCGCUGUGACCUGCCCGCCAUGAAGGCUCUCCUCCACGUGCUCUGCCUCGCUCUGGCCUGCGGCUCUGCUCACGCCACCCUGUCGAAGUCGGAUGCCAAAAAGUCCGCCUCCAAGACGCUGCUGGAGAAGACCCAGCUCUCGGAGAGGCCUGUGCAGGAGCGGGGCCUGGUGGUGACGGACCUCCGAGCUGAGGACGUGGUGCUUGAGCAUCGCAGCUACUGCCCCGCGAAGGCCCGGGAGCGGCACUUUGCAGGGGACGUCCUGGGCUACGUCACCCCAUGGAACAGCCACGGGUACGACGUCGCCAAGGUCUUCGGGGGCAAGUUCACGCAGAUCUCGCCCGUGUGGCUGCAGCUGAAGAGGCGCGGCCGUGAGAUGUAUGAGAUCACAGGCCUCCACGACGUGGACCAAGGGUGGAUGCGUGUGGUCAGAAAGCAGGCCAAGGGCCUGCGUAUAGUGCCCCGGCUCCUGUUUGAGGACUGGACCCGCGAGGACUUCCGGAGCGUCUGGGACAGCGAGGACGAGAUAGAAGAGCUCGGCAAGACCCUGGUCCAGAUCGCCAAGAGCCAGCACUUCGACGGCUUCGUGGUGGAGGCCUGGAGCCAGCUGCCGAGCCAGGAGCACAGGGGCCUCGUCCACAUGCUCACCCACGUGGCCGAGGCGCUGCACCAGGCCCGGCUGCUGGUCAUCCUGGUCAUCCCACCGGCUGUCACCCCCGGGGCCGACCAGCUGGGCAUGUUCACGCAGAAGGAGCUGGAGCAGCUGGGCCCCGUGCUGGACGGCUUCAGCCUCAUGACCUACGACUACCCCACCGCGCAGCAGCCUGGCCCCAACGCGCCGCUGCCCUGGGUGCGAGCCUGUGUCCAGGCCCUGGACCCCAAAUCUAGGUGGCGGAGCAAGAUCCUCCUGGGGCUCAACUUCUACGGCGCAGACUACGCAGCCUCUCGGGACGCCCGUGAGCCCGUCAUUGGGGCCAGGUACAUCCAGACGCUGAAGGAGCACAGACCCCGGAUCGUAUGGGACAGCCAGGCCGCGGAGCACUUUUUCGAAUACAAGAAAAGCCGAGGAGGGCGGCACGUCAUCUUCUACCCGACUCUGAAGUCCGUGCAGGUGCGGCUGGAGCUGGCCCGGGAGCUGGGCGUCGGGCUGGCCAUCUGGGAGCUGGGCCAGGGCCUGGACUACUUCUACGACCUGCUCUAGGCCCAGUGCUGGGCGGCGCGAUCUCGGAGGGACGGGGACCGUGGGCGUGUGAAAU